Molecule: messenger RNA, 4721 nt
Organism: Poecilia reticulata (guppy)
Lineage: Eukaryota; Metazoa; Chordata; Actinopteri; Cyprinodontiformes; Poeciliidae
Molecular function (GO): GTP binding
Source: RefSeq, a predicted model, not a curated record
AACGCCUCGUCGUGUCUCAAAGAAGUGCAUACUGUUAUGUCUGACGUUCGGGCGUGAAGCGAGAACUAUGGGGGACAGUUACAAAUACCCCGUUUAUUUCGAGUGCCAGAAGCUUCUUGAGGAAAAGAACAGAAAGAAAACUGAGAGCCACUUCCGUGUUCACAGGCGGUCCGGCGGAGGAGACUGCGGUCCAUUAACGAGAGAGGCUGAUAAUGUCUACAGCAUAGCGUUCAAACAUCAGAAAGAUCAACAGGAAGUGUUGAGGAGAUCUAAGCAUGUGGUUGAGCUCACUGACGGUCGUCUGGUGUUCAGUGUCAGGGGCAGCCUGUCACCUCCCAGCUCGUCACAUGACGCCACCGCUGCAGCGCCAGCAGAGAACCAGCAGUCCAUUCCUGAGCUGACUGCCCCACUGAGUGGUAAAGAAGUUGAAGAACUACCAGAAGAACAAAAUCUUCCUGCGCUGUCUGAUCCCCCUGAUGCUGAGAAACUGCUCACCUCUGGUUUUUACUCUGCUGAGCAAUACCAAAAGGAGGAAGAGAUGUUAGUGAGAAGAUUAUCUCAAACUGACGCUGUGGGUGAAGGAGAGGAGGACCAACAGUGUUGUGGUUCUCCAGACCCCUCUCAUAAAGAUCUGCAUGAGGUUGCAGCACAACAGUACAAAGAUGAAGUCAGCAGAGCGAGGACAGCAGUUGUGGCAGGUACUCUGGUGAAAUCAGAGAUGUUAGAUAUAGAGGAUAAGCCAUUUUUAAGUGAGAGUUUGGGAGCUUUGCAGUUGGCUGAAAAAACUGCAGUAGCCACUUACAACCUUACUGAUGACCUUCAGCUGAUGGUGUAUCAGGGAGACAUCACCACGUUUGGGGCUGAUGCCCUGGUGAACUCUUCCAAUGAGGAUCUGAAUCAUUGCGAAGGCAUCGCUGCUGCCCUGAGUCAGGCUGGGGGUCCUGAUGUGCAGUUUGAGAUCGACUCUUUAAGGAAACAUAAAGGACAAAUCCCUACUGGUGAAGUUGUAGUGACCAUUGGGGGUAAUUUACCUUGCAAAAGACUGCUGCAUGCUGUUGGACCUGUGGCUGGAAAAGCAGCUGGUAAGGAGAGGGUGUUACUGGAAAGAACUGUUCGGCGUGCUCUGAGUUUGGCAGAAUUGAUGAAAUUUAAGUCCAUCGCCAUGCCGUGUAUCGGCUCAGGAGUGUUUGGCAUUCCUGUCACAGUUUGCUCUGACGCCAUUGUGUGUGCUGUCAAGGAAUUCUGUAGUCAGGGUGAAAAGAGUCUUAAGACAAUUUGCCUGAUAGAUGACAAAGGAGAGGUGGUGAGGGCCAUGCAAGAAUCAUGUGACAAGCAUCUUCUGGGGCAAAGUGCUGCCUACCAUACAGGAAGCGAAGAUUCACUUGGAAAGGAGUUUGAUUCUGAUGGACAAAUAGUUGCCAGAGGAGCCACAGCUGGAGCUCCCAAAGGUCUCGUCCAGGUUGAGAUUGUUCAGGGGACCAUUGAAAGCCAGCAGACAGAUGCAGUGGUAUCUCCAAUGGUCUUCAACGAUCCUCUAUCUACUCGUGUUGGAAACAUUCUCAGUAAAGCAAUUGGUCCUCGUGUGACUAAAACGAUUAUAGGGAAGUCAGAAGGUGAAAUGGGGCCUGGUGACUUCAUACUAGAGGAAAAUCUGACUGGAGUUCCUUUUGGUGCCGUGUUCUUCCUCAACCUUGUUCAGUGGAAUGGAGAAGACAAUGGAACCGCGGUUCAGGUUCUCCGACUGGGCAUCAACCAAAUUCUGACUUCCUGUGAGAGCAAAGGGUUUGGAUCUGUAGCAAUACCUGCACUUGGGGCUGGCAUUGCUCUGUGUUUCCCAAUCACUGUAGUAGCCAGGGUUUUACUGGAGGAGAUCUCUAAAUUUGAACAGGAGAGAACCACCAGCGCACCACUUCAAGUUCUCCUUGUUCUUUCAGAUGAAAAGGCUGUAGAGGUCUUCAAAUGUGUCCAAGAAGAUAAAAAGUUCAACAGAUGUACUGAAAACGAUCUGGAGAGCAAUCGAGAUCAGGACUCCAGUCCAACAAGGAUCGUUCUACUGGGGAAAACUGGAGCUGGGAAAAGCCACCUAGCUAACACCAUCCUGGGGGAGGAAGUUUUUGCUUCAUACCAUUCUCCUAACUCUGGAACUAAUAAAUGUCAGUCAGAGACCAGAGCCGUCAAUGGCAGACGCCUCACUUUGAUUGACACGCCUGGUUUCUUCGACACAGACAGGUCGGAAGAGGAGCUGAAGCCGGAGAUAAUGCGUUGCCUCACAGAGUGCGCACCUGGACCACACGUCUUCCUCAUUUUACUUAGAGUUGACAAAUUCACAAAGCAUGAGCAACAGGUUAUCACAAAAAUAUGCGAUCAUUUCUCAGAGGAUGCUCUGAAAUACGCUGUAAUCGUGUUCACUCAUGGCGAGCAGCUCCAAGAAGGGAUGAAAAUCGAAGAGUUUGUCAGUAAGAAUAAGAAUCUGAGUAAUCUGGUGAAGAAGUGCGGAGGUCGGUGCCAUGUCUUUGAUAAUAAACACUGGAACGGAGAAGGGCAAGAUGAUUACAGGAACAACCAGGUCCAGUUGGAGGCGUUCCUUCAGACAGUAGACAAGAUGAUGGUAGAAAAAAACGGAUCCUACUACACCAAUGAGGUUCUGCAGCACGUAGAAGAAAGGAUCCAGAAGGAAGAAAAGCAGAUUAGAGAGAGGGAGGAGUAUUUACCCCCACAGGAGGUCAGGAAGCGGGCUAAAACUUCUGUGUCUAAUGAAUUUCUAAUCCAGUUAGCGGGUACUGCCACCGGUGUUUUGAUGGGGGCAUUUUUCGGAGUGGCAGCGCUAUUGGAAGUUGUAAUGAAAGUUGUGAAAAAUCCCACCGAAGUGAUGAAGCGUGUGAAAACCUUAACAACGAUGGCACCUGCAGCGGCUGUAGCAGGAAGUGAGGUGGCAGUCGUGGCCGCCGGAGUGGUGGCAGGCAUCGCCACUGUAACCGCAGCUGCCGCAGGAGGAGUACGAGGUUGUGCUCUGGGUCAGGAAGCAUCUAAGGAAGCGAAAAGUCCGAUGGAGGCAAUUGAGAAGAGUUUUGACGCUGUUAUGAAGGGAAGAAGUACAUUUAGGAUGCUUCCACCAAAUUAAGGGUGUGUUGACACCAGCUAUUGUUUAGUGACUGACUGUAGUUUAUUUGUCUAGAAAGUCUGGUAAGUUUGGGGAGGUGAGAAUCCACAAUUGAACUUAGGACCAAAAAAACUGGUCUGCCUAAAACCUAGGUCUUGGUUUGGUUAAAGUGAACUCUGGUGCGGUUUGAAUUGGACCAGAGAUGGCUCCAAAAGCAGGAAGCAAAUUAUAACGCAGGGCAUUUUGGGUCAAUAGAGCAAAAACAAAUGGGCAAGUACAAGGAGAAAUGGCUCAUGGUCUCCUACCAGACACAAGAGAGAAAUCCUACAACCACUAAAAUCUGAUGUCGUUCCAUUUUGGUUCACAUCUUGUGAAGAAUGUAGGUGCACUGGUUUUCUUCUAAGGUUUUUGUGCCAUUUCCUUCAGUGACUCUUGGUGCAGUGCCACCCACCACAGGAAGGGGGGGGACAGGUUCUUCAAAGCGUUUGGAUCAUUUGACACAGCAAUGUGAAAGCAAACUGCACCAGCUGAAAAUGUAACACAUGGUGCAAUCGAACUAUCAGGUGUGAAAACAACCUAACAUUUAUCAUCGACAAUCGUAAAGCUUGACGUUUUGAGGAAUGUUUUUAUUCUUUGCACUUAUCUUAAAUAUUGAGGGUUUUUUUGUGCCAUCACUUGCCCUGUUGAGACAUUUUGAGUGGAUUCUAACCAUGGAAAUUACAGCAUCAAUGUGUAGCUGGCAGAUCUGCAGAAAUGAUCAUGUUAGACACAGAACAGCAAAGGAAUGUUUCAUAUGAGCUACAUAGCAUCUUGUGGAACCAGUGCUGAUAAGAGACAACAUUAUUUUUAGAACAAACUCUACACAAACACCUGAUUUGUUUGUGCUGCUGCACAUAGGAAUUGUUACUCUUAACCUGUAUUGGCAAGCUUUGGGCACUAGGGUUUUUUUUCAACAUUUUAUUUUUAAUUUUUUUUUUAAAUUCCUGUCUUGUUAAGGUACUCUACAAAUCCUACAGCCACUUUUUCUAAAUACUCUUUACAUUCUAAUUGUUGAUGCACUUUUGGUGAUAGUGUUACUCGUUUUAACGGGACAUCCUUUUAAAGACGGACAAGGUUUAUUGUCACUGUUACCUUGUUUGAAGACUUAUAGGCAUGUUAUUUAAUUUCUUUGUUAAAAAUGACACUUGGUGUGAGUUCUCUUGCCUAAUUUAUUAAGCAAUUCAAGCUGCUGUUACUUUUUAUUUGCAAUGAGAUUAUGACAUUGAAAGCACAACAUUCGUAUCUCAACCAAAACUUUAUGGUAAGACUAUUUGAAAAAUAUGAACCAGCAAUUUGAGUAAGCACUAAAUUUAUGUAUUUUAAGAGAGACAAAAAGCCCUAUUGAUGUAAUGCUUUUAUCACUAAUAGUAAUAAAAGCAUUACAUGAUAUAAGAACAAUACGUGUAAUAAUCUCUGUUUUGCAUAUUAUGUUUUGUUGUGUAAAAUGAUCUUAAUUUUACAUAAUAUAAAAGUCCUUGACUUGGUGUUUUGCACAUUUAUUCCAUGUUUGUUGACUUUGACAAAAUGACAUAAGGUACAUACCUUUUAAUAUAUUGGAAUAAAGUUUUUAAAAAUAAAAGCA